AUGCGUAUUUUCAAACUAAGUUUGUUAACCCCUUCAAUGUUCAAACAUAUAAACAUAAUUUUCAUGUGCAACUAAUCCAAAUUGUGUUUGGUUUAGAGGGGAAUGUUAAAAUUUUAAAUUUUGUGCUGAUUUAAUUGGAGCCUCUUAAUCAGAAUGUAUAUUUCAAAGUGUUAAUUGUCCAGCAAGUAAUGGAUUAUUUUGUCGUGAGAAGAACUAUUUAUAGCCAUGUUAAACUUAUCAAUUCCAAAGUUCAUGUACUGAUGCAUUAGGAAAUAAUGGUUUCUGCUUAUGGCAAAAUGGAUCCUGUUAAGUAUUAAGCAAAUGUUAAUAAUUGUUAUAAUAAAAAGAUUGUUUAAAUUUUUAAAAGUAGUGCUAUUGGAGUAAUAAUAUUUGUUAACCAUUAAGUUGUUCUAUAUUUACUAAUCCAUAAAACUGUUAAUAUUACUAUUCAUCAAUUAAUUCUUAUACUCCUAUUUCAUGCUAUUGGAAUUCAUAUUAAUCACUUUGUGCUUAAACAACUGAUUUUAUGACCUAAUUAAAUUCAGCAACUUGCUCAGCAAACACUAGAUAAACAGCAAGAUGGAGUAAUACUUUGAGUAUUUGUUUGAAAUGUGGUGCUCCUCCAUUACCAAAUCCCUAUAAGUGUGCUUGUUCAUUUUUAAUUUCUUAAAUAAAUUGUAUGUAAAGUUAAGAAUGCAUAUGGAAUACUCAAACUAAUCAAUGUGAAUAGUAGUCAUGUAUCAAUUUAAAAUAAUCCUUAUGUAUUCAAAAUUCAUAAUGUAUGUGGGUUGGAUUCUGUGCAGCAUUCAAAUCAUGUAAUGUAUUAUAUGCUGUUAAUUCAGAGGAAUGUGCUGCUCAAUCUUUGAGAUGUCCCUAUUUUAAUAGUGAAAAAGGAUAGUGUGAAGCAAUUUCAAGCUAUAUAAAUUGUGGAUAUGUAGAUAAUCAAAAUUAAUGUGAUUAAUACUAUUCCAUUAACUUUAGAUGCGAAUGGAAUUAUUAAUAAAAUAAAUGUUAGAUUUAUAUUAGUUGUUAAUAAUAUUACAAUCCAUACAUUUGCAAUACGUAACCAUAAUGUUAUUGGUAUAAUUAUGGAUGUUAGAUUAAAACAUGUUAAAAUUAUAAUACUUUAGAAUCAUGUACAUUUGUAUUCAAUCCAAAUAUUUGGAAUUAUAUUUAAUCAUGUUCAUGGCUAAAUGGUGCUUGUGUUGCUGCAAAUAAUCUUUUUUCUGAAUAAACAUGUUUUAUUAAUACAGAUUAAACUGCUAGAUGGAGUUCUAACAAUUAGGAUGGUUAUUGCAUUCCUUGUAGUAUUAGUCUUUCUUAAUUGGUUGUUCCGAAAAAUAAAUGUUUGUGUUCUUAGAUACUAACUGAAUAUGAAUGUAAUUAAGCUAAUUGUUAUUGGGAUUAAGGUUAUUGUAGUGAAGAAUUUUGUCCUGAAAGUUAGGUUUAAUGUGCUUAAAAUCCUAAAUGCUAUUGGAUUUAUUAAAGAGAAAAUUACACUUAUGGUUAUUGUAGAUAAAUUCCAGUAAUAAAGAUAUAAGAAUUUUGUACAACACUUCGAGGAAACAAUUCUUUAGAAUGUCUAUCUUAGACUAUAUAAUGUCCUGUAUCUCUUGAUGGUGUUUGUUAAAGUAAAGAACAUCUUUAAACAUGUUAAAGUAUGAAAUCUUUGCAAUUGUGUUCUAAUGGAAUAGGAUAGGAAGGAUAUUGCAAAUAUGAAAAUCAAUCUUGUUAGGUUUUAAGCAGCUGCAAACAAUUGAAAAGCUUUACUGAAUGUAAUAUAUUUAAUAAAGCAUGUUACUGGGAUAUGAGUACAGGUCUAUGUGAAUAAAUGACAUGUGAAUCAUAAUCUUAAGCAACUUGUACAUAUGUAUUUUAAAGUAUUAACUAAGCAAAUAUUUAAUAAUGCUAUUGGAAUGGUCGAAGUUGUUCUUCUGAAUUAUAUGUUAUUUCAUCGUAUUCCUUUUAAACUUGCUUUUAAAAUACUGGUGGCACUUAUCAUUGGAGUAAUUCUAAAUCAAAUUACGGUUCUUGUGUUUCAUGUUCAUUAAAUCGAAUUAAACCUAAACAUACUUGUUCUUGUACAGUUCUAAACGAAAAAGAAUGUACCCUAGCUAAACCUGUAUGUAAAUUUAAUUAGAAUAAACAAUGUGUUAAAUCAGCCUGUUAAGAAAUAUUCAAUUCAGUAACUUGUUCUGAACAAAUUGAAUGCAUGUGGUAGUCUAAUUAAUGUGUGGAUUUCACUAGUUGUACUGAUUUGUAUGGUAGUUCAUCUCUAGAUUGCAUUGCAUAAUCCUUACAAUGCUAAGUUGUUUCAAAUCAUAUAUGUAAAUCAGUAUAAAGUUUAAACACAUGUAGUUAGUAUUCUAUGGAGUUUUGUAAGAUUGAUAUAAUAGGAUCAGAUGGUCUCUGUUAUUGGAAUUCAACUAAUAAAGUUUGUUAAGUCAUUUCUUCUUGUGAUAAAGUUACUAACCAAUCUAUUUGUUAAUAUUUGAAUCGUACAUGUUAAUGGAGUUACUUUUUUUAAUCAUGUGUCCCAUUCUAAUGUUAAGAUUAUCCAUAUGAAGAAUUAUGCACAAAUGUUAUAGUUAAUCUAUAAGAUCCUUAAAUUAUGUUAUGUGUAUGGAAGAAUUAAAAAUGUAUUCCUUAUGAAGAUACCUACUAUAGAUUUGAUGAUUCUAUUUGUUAUGCAAAUUCUGACCAUACUUAUAGAUGGGUUAAAGAAGAUAAAUAUGGUGUCAGAUGCUAAUAAUGUCUUUCAACAUUCUUAACCAAUGUCAUCUUAGCAUUUACAAUAUUGUAUAUUUUAUGAUUUUUUUAGAAUAAUUUUUAAUAUCAAUAUUUUUUAUCAUAACAAAUGAGCUCUAUUAAUAUUCUUUGUCCUUUUCAUUAAAAAGUUGUUAGCUUUAUGAAUAUUGAUUUCAAAGUUAAAUUAGGUGAUAGAAUAGCAUGCGAUGAUUGUGGUCUUAUUAGACCUAUUAGUAUUGUUUCUGGGCUAGAAUUUUACAAUCUAAUGAUCACAAAUUAAAAUUCUGAAAUCGAUCGCUUAUUAGAUUAGGAGGUUAAAACUUUAUAGAGACUUAAAACUAUUCUAUACAAAAAAACAGAAGAAUUAUUGUAAAAUAUUAAAUAAUUAGAGAAAGAAAUAGAUUAAGAAAUAUCACUCUUAAUUUAAGAAUUCUCGAAAUUAAAAUUAGAAUAGCAUCAAAUUGGGUCUACAACAUUAACUCAAUUAUAAUAAAUAGCUUUACAAAUUAGUCUAUUUAAAAAUCAAGAAAAAGAUUUAUUUGAUUAAAUUGUGGUUGAAAAACUUAAAUAAUAUCAAGCAACGUUUUUUAAUUAGUAUGAUACAGCAUUAUAACAUAUUUAAAUCUACAAAAAUUCUAUUCAAUAAUUAAUAACCUAUAAACAAUGUUUCGAGCAUCCUUAAAAAAUUUGCUUUGAUUUAUAAAUAGUUUCUAAACACAAUUUAAUUAUUACUCAUUGUGAAAAUUUAUUAAGAAGUUAUUAAUUUCAAGAUGGCAAAUUAAAUUUAUUUUAAGAAGAAAACACUCAUAGAAGCUAUAUAGAAACUAUAUGUUUAAGUAAUUCUUAAAAAUUUCUCUUCACAGGUGGAGUAGAUAAAAUUAUUAGAAUUUGGCAAAUUUCAGAUCAAGGAAUUUUAAAAUUAGAUUAAGAAUUAAAGUGUCAUAAGGAUUGUAUUAAGUCAAUCGUAAUUAAUUCUUAAGAUAAAUAAUUAUUUUCAACUGGUUAUGAUAAAAACAUUAUAAUCUGGAAUAAAUAUAAUGAUUCUUGGUGCUAAACUUAAAUCUUAAAUGAACAUACAAAAGAAGUUAUACAAUUAUCAUUGAACCAAAGUGAUAAUCUAUUAAUAUCUGUUAGUUGGGAUAGAUCAAUUAAUAUUUAUAAAAGUAUUUCUGGACUUUGGUAAAUAAUGUAAAAAAUAGAAAAUCCUCAUAAUAAUAAAAUUUACUCAGUUUGCUUUAUAAAUGAUGGAUUAUUUAUUACUGGUAGUAGAGAAUUAAUAAUUUGGGAAAAAAAUUCAUCUUCUGAAUAAUUUAUUUAAUAAAGAACAAUUAUAUCAGAAUUAGAAUGUAUUGAUAGAAUAAAAUAUCUUCCAAGUUUAAAAUUAAUGACGUCUCAAAGUUCAAAUGCCUUAGAUAUUUGGAGAUUUAAAGAACAUAAUGAGCCUUAUUAGAUUUAAAGUUUAAAAGGGUUAUAUUAAGGAUCCACAUUAACAAAUGAUGGUUAAUAUCUGAUUGGUUAUAAUGUGGAGAAUAAGAAAUUUGUUAUUUGUCAAAGAAAUUUUUGA
This is a messenger RNA of Paramecium sonneborni, 4312 nucleotides long. Lineage: Eukaryota; Ciliophora; Oligohymenophorea; Peniculida; Parameciidae. The record is from the annotation of a GenBank genome assembly.